This is a messenger RNA of Peronospora matthiolae, 267 nucleotides long. NCBI's taxonomy places the organism in Eukaryota, Oomycota, Peronosporomycetes, Peronosporales, Peronosporaceae. The record is from the annotation of a GenBank genome assembly.
AUGUCGGCGGUAACCAAGAGCUUUAAGAACGCUUUCCAGGUGUUGACUCCCAUGCGGGAGUACGGCGUGGGCAAGCGAGUGACGCGCGGGAUCUGGUCCAACUACGAGGAGCCUUCGUACUGGGAGGUGGUGCGAAUUCGGCCAUCGCUCGACCUUAAGCACGGCAAAGUCUAUGGCCGAUUCACCUUCCGUGGCAAGACGGACCCCAAGAUAAAGCGCGUCAAUGGCGCGUUAAAGAGGGACUGGCGCAUUGUAGAGACGGCAUAG